AAAUAUGAACUUUUCAUACUUUUUUGCUCUAAAUUCCAUAUUUUUUAUUUAAUGAUAAAACAAGAAUCAAACUUGAAGAAGCUUGUGCAUUGGAACGACGUCCGACACAAGGAAUGGCAACAAAAAGUGGAGAAAUUUUGUGUUUUGUAUUUGUGGCCAUUGGAAUUGGGUUUUGGGUUUCUGCAAUGGCAACGCCAGGGUGGUUUUUGUUUCAUAUAACGCUAGACAGCUCAUCUUUAAAGACACUCUUUCCUGGAGUCACAGGGAUAUCAACUAGAUUGACCAAACUUACAAUAAGUGAAAAAUGGGGCAUUUUUCGCAUCAACACCUGUAUAGCUGAUAUCUGCACGAGUUAUUCCACUCACCUGCUGGAAAACCUUAAGACAGGAAAAUCAACGCACCUGCCGUCAACGCUGGAGAUGAAAAUAGAGAGCGUGUUAACUGCGAUAUUGGUUGCUCUAUGCCUUAUCCUGCUGACUCCAUACAAACCCACAUCGAAAAGAUAUCUAGCUGUAGUCAUCAUCCUUCCUCUAGCUGGGUUACCAUCUGGAAUUUUGAUUGGCCGAACCGCUGAAGCAAAUGCAAGCAUUUCAUCCGCCUUAAAGAUUCUUCAGCUGUUGCUUGGUAAAAACAACAUAGGGAUGGAUUUACCUUACUCGAUAUUGCUGGGUGCUGCUGGAAUGCUGUUCGCUACAUUUAGCUGGGUGUAUAGCAUCGUCCUGUUUAUCAAGUUGCGUAAAAUUUCCUCACAGCGCCCCCAAACCCCACAAAUUCAGAAUACGGCAAACGUGUACGACCAAGGAAUACCCCUCCAGAACAUAUAUACUGUUCUGCAGAAUCCACACUAAUUGACUGCAACAGUGACAAUUUAUAGUAUGACAAUGAAAUAGAUUUUUAAAAAUGUCAUCAAUUUCUUGAACAAUAUCUGAAAAUAUUUUUAUAUUACAUACUGAUAUUCUCAUUACAAAAGCUUUCAGCAGUAAUAUAUCCUCUUUAAUUAAACUUUCGAGCUUAUCAACAGUGUACAUUUAUUGUAACAGUUAUGCAAUGUACAUAUACAUUUAUGUACUCUUUUCCAGCUGAAUGCCAAAAUAGAUGGCAAUUUUAAAUGAAUUUACCAAUUUCUUAUUUAGCGUUUUCCGUAGGUCUACAUGUACAAAUAUAACGAAAAGCUUAUAUCCAAUGACUAUCUUAACUUGUUUUUGGUUCAUUUUGGAAUAACAAUGAUAGGUAUUCAAGCAAUACACUAACAUCAUUUCAAGAUUAAAGUGAAUCAUGAUAAAAGUUUUGAUAGAAAAAGAAACAUUUAACAUUAUUGCUUUAUUUCAUUGUGUAUCCAUAUGCUUUUUGGUAUUAACAUAUGUGUAACGCCAUACAAUAAAUAUACAGUUUUGCA
Messenger RNA from Magallana angulata, 1396 nucleotides. RefSeq lists its product as uncharacterized. The record is from RefSeq and is a predicted model, not a curated record. NCBI's taxonomy places the organism in Eukaryota, Metazoa, Mollusca, Bivalvia, Ostreida, Ostreidae. The transcript is spliced from 6 exons. The coding region runs from base 114 to 848 and encodes 244 amino acids.